AUGCGCUCAAUCGCGGCACCGGCACUUCGCCAUGGCACUGCGAAUAAUCUUCCAAGAUGCGCCGCAAGGCCAUUGGCCGCGCAGAUGCUUCGACAAUAUGCGACACAGCCAUCAAGGAGCAGAACAAUGAGAGAGAUGGAUCGUGCGGCUCGUGCUGGCUCAAGCAGGAUGACAAAAGAACAGAGCAUCUCGCAGUUGCAGAAAAUGGCAAACGCAGAGUACUUCAAGGAUGGAGGGGGUCCGCUGUUUCCAGGCACAUUUGUAACCCUCCCGUUAUUUCGUCUGCCGCUAAACCCUGCAGAUUUCGCGCAAUAUCAAUGGAGCAGGCUAAGACAUUGGGUGAUUGAAACCGUUUCUUUGCUCAACUUCAAAUUGAAAUCCAUGCCAAAUUGGACGACUCGACCUCAGUGGAAAGCCCGCCGCGGCAAGAUUGCGCCUACGGCCAAGGCUCUAUAUCAGGAAGUGCUAGAGGCUUUUGCUGCGGGAGACAAAGCGACACUCGAAAGAAUUUGCGUCAAUGACUUUGCAAAGAAGCUCAUUGCGGCAAUAGACCGCCGGAAUCCUCGAGAGCGGGUUCACUUCAAGGUUACCAAGUACAACAGCUCGCUCUUCUAUCCCAAGCGAAUAGCACAUCAGAUCCACCAGAUCAACAUGUACGACAAGAACCUCAUGACAGAACAAGCCGUUGUUGCCAUUUCAUCCACCCAGCAGGUGUCUCGGUAUGAUGCGUCUACAGGAGAGACGAUCCCUGGCAGCGUUAAGAUUCAAGACAAGGUGGAAUAUGUGGUGCUCUCCAGACAGGUCAAUGCGGUCACAUUCGAAUCGGACGCGUGGAGAGUUUGGGGCACAACAUCUCCCACAACUUUGGAAGCAUAUCUGGAAGAGAAGGAAGCUAUCGACAAGGAGCAGGCGAGACGAGCUGGAUGGAAGCCUGCGUCCAAGUAG
This is a messenger RNA of Trichoderma breve, 945 nucleotides long. Its product is annotated as tim44-like domain-containing protein. NCBI's taxonomy places the organism in Eukaryota, Fungi, Ascomycota, Sordariomycetes, Hypocreales, Hypocreaceae. The transcript is spliced from 2 exons. Gene Ontology annotation, cellular component: mitochondrion. Bases 1 to 945 code for a protein of 314 amino acids. The record is from RefSeq and is a predicted model, not a curated record.